AAGCAGAAGCAGGUGGUGACCUGCAAACCUCCAAAACACUCCAAAACACUGCUGCUUCCUCCUCAGGACACGCUCCAGGCUCCUCUCGGCUCUUUCUGCUGGUUCUGCCUUCGUCCCUGCAGAGAUCCUCUCUGCUUUUCCCUGUUUUCCAAAGGACAAGGGUGAGCACCCAUGAUGCUGUCGUCCCUGAAGACGCUGCUGCUGCUGUCGGUCCUGGUCGCUCCGACCUCCAGCCUCUGUUUGCGUUUCCACCAAACCCGCAACGACCUGCUCUGCGACCAGCACAUCAGGAUCCGCACCGACACCCACCAGCCCCAAUACUCCCCGGACUGGGGGUCCCUGCUGCAGUCCGAGGAGUUCCUCACCUCCUCAUCCUCCUCCUCAGCAUCCUCAUCCUCCUCCUCCUCAGCAUCAGCAUCUUCCUCCAGCUCCUCCUCCGCGGAGGAGUCCAGUCGGGAAAAAAGGACUUCCAGUCCCGCAAACUACCGCUUCAUGAGCCGGACGAAGCUCCGCGGGCAGAUGCUCCGCAACAGCGUGAAGGGGGACCGCAUGAGCAGACUGACCCUGUCCCUGGACGUCCCCACCAACAUCAUGAACGUCCUGUUCGACGUGGCCAAAGCCAAGAACCUGCGCGCCAAGGCGGCGGAGAACGCGCGGCUCCUGGCGCACAUCGGCCGGAGGAAAUAAGAAAAAGAGAUAAUAAAAAACUUAUCAGACGACCAUGGUGACCAGUGCUGGCAUAUAUGAAUCAUUUUUCAUUCCUAAAGUAAAUAAUACUUCUACUU
Messenger RNA from Cololabis saira (Pacific saury), 785 nucleotides. It is a transcript of the gene ucn3l, whose product is annotated as urocortin 3, like. Gene Ontology annotation, molecular function: hormone activity; corticotropin-releasing hormone receptor 2 binding. Lineage: Eukaryota; Metazoa; Chordata; Actinopteri; Beloniformes; Belonidae. Gene Ontology annotation, cellular component: extracellular region. The record is from RefSeq and is a predicted model, not a curated record. Bases 172 to 687 code for a protein of 171 amino acids. Gene Ontology annotation, biological process: digestion; cellular response to nutrient levels; adenylate cyclase-activating G protein-coupled receptor signaling pathway. The transcript is spliced from 2 exons.